ACCCUUCCUUCAAUCCACAGUUCCCGAUUUCCACAUUUUUUCUCUGAAGCGGAGAAAAGUUCAAUGGUUUGACGAUUUCCCUCGCACCCCAACUUUCUAAUCAAUCCGACCAUGGAGGCAAACGGCAUUCUAGAAGAGAAAAUCAAGAAGGUUCGAUCGGCGGUAGGCCCCGAGUUACCGGAAUCAUUCAUCGUGAGGACUCUGUCGAGGAACGGCGACGAUUCAGAUGAGGCUAUUAAAUACAUUCUCCAAAAUCCUGGGUUCUUGGCCAAACCCUUGACUGUCGUGCGGACGGUCACGAGCACCGGUGCUCGAGUUUCGGCCCAGAUUAAGCAGGAUGAUGAUCCUAUGGAGUCCAAGGAAGAAGCGAAACCGACUGGAACAAACUCAACGGUCCGAGUAAAGGAGGAACCGGUUUCAGGGCUCGAAGACGAAGGCGUAGAGAGCGGGGAAGUGAGCUCGGAUCGCCCAAAGGUUUUGCCUAAAGUAAUUGGAACGUCUAGAAUGACAUUCGAAGAAUUUAUUCAACUGACGAACACGAAAAUUAUGAGUGACGAGGAAUGUCGCAAGAUCCUAAAGGAAAAUCCGGCUGCAGUGGGGGUAAAACCGAGCAGCCUUUCAAGUGCGAAGGUUGAAGUAAAGGAGGAAGUGGUUGAGACGAUUGCACAACCUGGUGCUAAUGCAAAUGCGAGAGUGAAGGAAGAACCAGAUUUGGAGUUUAAGAACAGAGUAUUUGCAAAAGAAGCAACCGCAGGAACUGAAAAAGUUCCAAUUUUGGUUCCAGGAAAGUCUAAAAUGCAUUCGGUUGAUUCAAGUAGUAUACAGAAGAAAGGAACAGUGUCUAAUGAUGGGAGAUGCAAGGUGGAAGAUGGGGAUUUCCCAGUUGAGCCAGAUUGGUUUUUGGUGGGAAGGACAAUGGUCACGGCCAUGUCCACAACGAAGGGGAAUAAAUUGGCAGACAAUGAAAUUGUUAGUUUUGCAUUUCAUUCUUCAAGCUCAAGAUUUAACGCGCAAUGGAUUGUUCGAUUCUCAACAAAACGUCAUGGAGAGAUCGGUCGCCUACCAAUGGAGUGGGCAAAAUGUGUAGUUCCACUUGUCAACUCCGGGAAAGUUAAAAUUCUUGGACGGUGUAUAGCUGCACCGGGAAACCUUCACAUAAUGCAAGAGAUCCUGCUAUAUGUUAGCUUUUAUAUUCAUCGCUCGGUAUUCUCAGACAUUGAUACGGCUUCAUGGAAGUUGGAGGCCACACACAUUGACUCUACAAUUUACCCUCUUCUAACCCUUUUCAAAUUACUGAAAAUCAAACCAUACCAGAAGGCUGAAUUUACUCCAGAAGAACUUGAUUCACGGAAGCGCCUGCUAAAGCUUGAAGACGAUCCAGAUGAAUCAGCAUCAAUGCUACCUAUUGUGAAGCGAAGAAAGGGUUGCCAGCAAUUUGCAGAUCAGAACAAAGAUGACCAAACUCUUAAUGAAUCGUCACUGACUAAGCUUGUUGGUGCAGCGGAUAUGUAUAAUUUGGAUGAAAUGGAGCCUCCACUUACACUGACAUGCGAUCUAAGGCCUUAUCAGAAACAAGCUCUUUACUGGAUGUCUGAGUUAGAGAAGGGGAUCGAUGUUGAAAAGGCUGCACAAACCCUUCAUCCAUGCUGGGCAGCCUAUCGUGUUUGUGAUGAGAGAGCGUUCUCAAUUUAUGUGAACAUUUUCUCCGGGGAGUCGACUACAAAAUUCCCAACUGCUACGCAGAUGGCAAGAGGAGGGAUACUCGCAGACGCUAUGGGGCUUGGCAAGACUGUUAUGACAAUUGCUCUAAUACUUGCGAGAAUGGGGAGAGGAUGUCUUGAUAACCGAAAGCCUGCUGUGAAUAAGAAUGAUGCUACUGAGAAGAGGAGUCCAAAUUCCACCGAUAAAGCAAAGGGUGGCACUCUUAUUGUUUGUCCAAUGGCUUUGUUGGGCCAAUGGAAGGAGGAACUUGAAACACAUUCAGAGCCUGAGAGUAUUUCCAUAUUUGUUCACUAUGGUGGUGACAGAACCAAUAACCCUGAUGUGUUAUCAGGAUAUGAUGUUGUCUUGACAACGUAUGGUGUCCUAACGUCGGCCUAUAAGAGUGAUGGAGAGUGUAGUAUUUACCACAGAGUUGAUUGGUACAGAGUGGUGCUAGAUGAAGCCCAUACAAUUAAAUCAUCAAAGACACAAACUGCGCAGGCUGCCUUUACGUUGAACUCGUAUUGUCGAUGGUGUCUUACAGGAACCCCCCUCCAGAAUAACUUGGAAGACCUUUUCAGCCUCUUAUGCUUCUUGCGGGUGGAGCCAUGGUGCAAUUGGGCAUGGUGGAACAAAUUGAUUCAAAGGCCUUAUGAAAAUGGUGAUCCUAGAGGCUUGAGACUGAUCAAGGCUAUCUUGAGGCCACUUAUGUUGAGGAGAACUAAAGAUACAAAGGAUGCAAAAGGAAGGCCUAUUCUUGUUCUCCCUCCAACUGAUAUUCAAACCGUCACGUGCAAACAGUCAGAGGCUGAACGUGAUUUUUAUGAUGCACUUUUUAAGAGAUCCAAAGUCCAAUUUGACCAGUUUGUGGCUCAAGGAAAGGUUCUCCACAACUAUGCAAACAUCCUAGAGCUAUUGCUCCGACUUAGGCAGUGUUGCAACCACCCAUUUCUUGUAAUGAGCCGAGGAGAUUUGCAACAGUAUGCAAACUUGAACAAGCUUGCAAGAAGGUUCCUCGAGUCCAACAGCGAUUCUAUCACGAUGGAGCAGGCUGCACCCACCCGAGCAUAUGUGGAAGAGGUUGUAGAGUGCAUUCGGUGGGGUGAAAACACUGAGUGUCCUAUAUGUAUGGAGUUUGCUGACGACCCUGUGCUCACCCCAUGUGCGCACAGGAUGUGCAGGGAGUGUCUCCUCUCAAGCUGGAGGACUCCAACAACUGGGCUGUGCCCAAUUUGUAGGCAAUUGCUCAGGAAAACCGACCUCGUAACAUGUCCAUCAGAGAGUCCUUUUCGCGUGGACGUUGAGAAGAACUGGAAAGAGUCUUCAAAAGUAUCAAAACUGCUGGAAUGCUUGGAACAGAUUCAUCAGUCGGGUUCAGGUGAACAGAGCAUUGUUUUUAGCCAGUGGACCAUGUUUUUUGAUCUUCUAGAGAUCCCGUUGAAGAGAAGAAAAAUUGGAUUCUUUAGAUUUGAUGGAAAGUUGUCGCAGAAACAAAGGGAAAGAGUUCUAAAAGAGUUCAGUGAAAGCAAGGAGAAAAAGGUGAUGCUAAUAUCUCUGAAAGCUGGUGGGGUUGGAUUGAAUCUAACCGCAGCUUCGAAUGUCUUCAUAAUGGACCCAUGGUGGAAUCCUGCGGUCGAGGAACAGGCAAUCAUGAGAAUUCAUCGUAUUGGCCAGAAGAGAACAGUCCGUGUCAGAAGAUUCAUUGUCAAGGACACCGUGGAGGAACGCAUGCAACAAGUUCAGGCCAGGAAGCAGCGAAUGAUCGCCGGUGCCCUCACUGACGAGGAAGUUCGGACGGCCAGGAUUGAAGAGCUCAAGAUGCUUUUUAGAUAAACGGUGUUAAUUUAUUAUUCGUUUUUUUUUUCUUUUUAGUAAAUAUUACUGCAUCAUCCAGAUGCCAUAUGCCCAAAGGAAUAGAAUUCCUAUGGGCCUUAACUUUUGUAAAGUCAGCACCAAGCGGAUGCUGUUUUGUAAAUUGGAAAAGAAAGGGUCAUUUUGUUGGAAA
Momordica charantia (bitter melon) is the source of this 3706-nucleotide messenger RNA. Its product is annotated as Helicase protein with RING/U-box domain-containing protein. Gene Ontology annotation, cellular component: nucleus. Lineage: Eukaryota; Viridiplantae; Streptophyta; Magnoliopsida; Cucurbitales; Cucurbitaceae. Gene Ontology annotation, molecular function: nucleic acid binding; zinc ion binding; ATP-dependent activity, acting on DNA. The record is from RefSeq and is a predicted model, not a curated record. Gene Ontology annotation, biological process: DNA repair.